UAUUUCCGGUGUGCGCCAUCCUCCAUUUUGUUUUACAUCGUUCAAGGGUAUCGUGUACACACACAGUCAAGCUCAGUCUCUACAGGCAAACAUGUUCCGCUUCACCAAAGCUGCCCUCAACCUCAGUGGACAAGCCGGUCGCCAGGUUGCUGUGCGACAUGCCUCCUCAGGUGCUUCCCCGGCGUUCCACGCGAAGUACGGCACGCCUCUGCUGCUUCUCGGAGCCACGUUUUGUACCGCAGUCUGGGGAUACGUGGUCACAUCAACCGGCAUGGCAUGGAAUUUGUCUCCAGUCGGCAAGGUAGAGCCUAAGGAAUGGAAAGAGUAACUGGAACAACACAUUUGGGGAAUAUCCUCAAACUUUGUGAACUUUUCCAUUUUCUUAAUGGAUAUGCUUUACACCUAAACCCUGUUGGUCUGAUGUGUAUGUAAAAAUGUAAUAAAUUGAAUAUAAAUUUAAAA
Molecule: messenger RNA, 462 nt
Organism: Clarias gariepinus (North African catfish)
Lineage: Eukaryota; Metazoa; Chordata; Actinopteri; Siluriformes; Clariidae
Product: cytochrome c oxidase subunit 7B, mitochondrial
Exons: 3
Coding region: 92-328 (78 amino acids)
Biological process (GO): mitochondrial electron transport, cytochrome c to oxygen
Source: RefSeq, a predicted model, not a curated record